GGUCUAUUCAAGAGAGAGAAAGAAAAUUACCAGCGGUGGACAGAUCCACAAUUGCAUUCUAUCGAUAUAUUCUAGUUGUCCAGGUGAUACUCACUGAAAUCUAGGUCCAGACUAAGCCCCUCAGCCUUGAGAGCCUCCAUCCGAUCCUUGAAGCCAGGCGACAUCUCUGUACGUCCGCCCGGAACACACACACUCUUCAAACGAGAGACCGGAGCGUCAGCGGGGGCCUGAUCAUCGCUCCACCAGCGGGACCGGACGAACUGCUCGAAGAGCCGCGCCGAGUAUGCCUCCACGUUGCCGUCCCACUCGAUCUCCUCGAGGGCGGGCAGCAGCGGGGGCGACGCGUCCCCCGCGUCGUACACAAGCGCCGCGAACACACGGUCCUUCGACGCAUUGCCCUGCGGCCCGAGCUCGAGCAUGCGCAGCGCCGGCGCGGCGCGGAGGAUGUCCAGGAAGUCCUCGUCGCUGCGGACCUGCAGGCCCGUGAGAGAGAGCGCGUCGAUGUUCGGGCUGCGCGCCUGGAAUGCGGCGAACGCGGCCGCGGGCCAGAGCGCGGGCAGCCGGCCCGGGUCGAUGUCCCAGAACACCCAGUCCCAGAACACCCAUUCCAUCUUGAGCGACUUGAGCGCGGGGAACGCAAAGUGGGCGAGGAGCGCGCCGAAGCCGCCAGAGGGGUCGUCGGGGAGCUCCGAGUCGUCGUUCGCCUCGAAGGUCAGCGAGAGCAUCUGGAGCUGCGCGAGCGUCGAGACGCUACUGUCGCCGGGGCCAGGCCCGGGCCCGUCCCACGCGUACUUGGUCGUGAUAUCGGCGUGCUGCAAACUAGCGCACGCCGCCAACGCGCGCAGGCACGCACACGGGGACGUGUCCUGCAGCAGCACCGCCACGAGCUGCGCGUACGGGAGCCGCAAGUGCGCGAGGACCGCGCGGCCCUCCAUCACGAUGACCGUCUUCAGCAGCGGCGCGGCGCCGAACGUCGUGAUCGCGCGCGUCGGCGGGUCGUGCACCACCAGCGCGAGAUGCACCAGCUCCCGGCACGUGGCCGCUGGCAGCUGCCCCAUGCGCCCCAGGCGGUCCACCAUGAUGCGCACGGAGCGCCACCGUGCGGCCGUCUGCAGCGCGAGCGCCAUCCCCGGCGCGCGCGCGUCGUCCCCGCCACCUACGAUGCCCGUUAUCUCAGUUAUCGAGAUGGGCAUCGGCGCCGAGCGCUGCGCGACCAGGGCCGCGACCUCGGGGCUCGCGACAUCGCGCGUGUGAUUCAGCUGGAUCAGGAGACGGCAGUGACACCAGAGAGACGGGGUCUGUAGGAUGAUGCCUCUCCAAUACCGCGACACAUGGGACAGCCCUAAAAGCUGUUCCGGGGAGCUGAGCGUGAAGGCGUCUUGCUGCCAGUCGCUUGCCACGGCCAGGCGAAAGAUCCCGGCCAGCAGCUCCACCGGGAGCUUCCCAAUCGCUGCAUUGCGAAUUGAAACUUGGUUUUCGGAAGUUGCUAUGGUGGCGGGUACGAGAGUCUCAGAUACGAUAUCACUC
Messenger RNA from Mycena citricolor, 1527 nucleotides. NCBI's taxonomy places the organism in Eukaryota, Fungi, Basidiomycota, Agaricomycetes, Agaricales, Mycenaceae. The record is from the annotation of a GenBank genome assembly.